Molecule: messenger RNA, 16266 nt
Organism: Ochlerotatus camptorhynchus
Lineage: Eukaryota; Metazoa; Arthropoda; Insecta; Diptera; Culicidae
Gene: LRP1
Product: LDL receptor protein 1
Exons: 18
Coding region: 1542-15902 (4786 amino acids)
Biological process (GO): receptor-mediated endocytosis
Cellular component (GO): plasma membrane; apical plasma membrane; signaling receptor complex
Molecular function (GO): hormone binding; protein binding; calcium ion binding
Source: RefSeq, a predicted model, not a curated record
UCGGUCGGAUGUACGUCGCGUUGGUUCAGGACGAUUUUUUUUCUGCUGGUGGCAUUGUGUAAAAGUUGAUAAAGCAAACUGUCAACAGGAAGAAGACACAAGGUGUGCGUUCGCCAGCUGAGGAUCGCCAGCAACAACAGCAGCAUCCCAUUCGCGUUUAGAUUGUUGUUAUUGGGAAGAAGACGUGGUUCAAGAAGAAAAUCAGAAGCGAUCGAAGCAAAAGAAGUGACCGGGCAAGUUCUUUCUAGAUAGUGGUGUUGUCGUCCGUCCGAUGGCGACGAGAUGAUGUUGAAGGUCGCGAUGUGAAUAUUGUGCAAGACUUUUGACUGCUCGAUAGAGGGAUAGGGCAAUAAGGACAACGGCGACGUGAGUUUUUGUGUUGUGCUCCGCUCGCGUCAGUAAUUAUUAUUGCUUUCGAUAUUAUUCUUGUUGAAGAAGAAGUGUACAAGUCGAGUGUGGGCCGUCGCCGCCCGCUGGCGUUCUGUCUCUGUUGUGUAGAUAGAUUGAUGCUAUACCACAACUCCACACAUGGCGACGCGAGAUUGCCGAGGGCCGUAAUUGAAGAAUAGCAGUUUUAAAAGGUUUGAACCGAAAACAGGAAAUGAGUAUGUGUAUGAAGAAGAAGAAGGAGCAGUAAGGUGUCAGUUCAAGUGGAUGAUUAUUUCUUUGCCGUUCAGUCAGAGAAUAAGAAACGGUUCGAAAUUGGUAGUUGUGAUUUGGUUUUUAGUGCAUAAUUGUGAUUUAUGAAAAAUCAUACGAUAAUAGUAGAGUGUUGAAGACUGCGAAACCAGUCAGCCAACGUUGUGUCUAUUGAAGAAGUGUAUCCACGUUCGGUGAACGGACACGAACGGAUCUCCAAAUCCAGAUUAUUAUUGGCCGCAAAAAGGAGAACGCUGGUGAACCUGAAGAAAUCCAUCAAGGAAGAACCACGACGAGGCAAACAACCGGCAACGAAGCAAAAGUGUUUUUUUUUUGUUUUCUUUCUUCUGUCGACACAUGUAUUAGUGAAUCGAAAUCUGUGUGGUAUCGCAAAGGAAGAUAAACAAGCGACGAAGAAAUAAAUAAACCAAAAAGAUAAAUACCUAUACCGUGUGUACCCAUCGUCAGUCAGACAGAGUAUCUUCUGAUCAAGUUGUUAUUAUUCGCAAUGUGUUGGUGUAAAUAUAAAUAAAAAAAUCGCUGUUUUGAAGCGCGAACUGGUCCUCGAUGGAUUCUUGCUCGCUCCAAGAAUGUGGCUUCGGCGGGUUGAAAAAAUGACCUAGAAGAAGGCGCAGCAGGGAAGACGAAACCCCGAGAAGCGAGCGAUCAUAAAAGUGAACGUGUCCCGUAAAAGGGAUUGGAUAGGAAAGGAAUAGCAGAGAGCAAAUAAAUAAAAACUCAUUCAGCAGAAUCGGUGCUUGAAAAAAAAACGCGUUGUGUGAAUGUCUUUUCCGCAGUUCGGCACGGGCGAGAAAAAUAUUACGACAUAGGUGCCCGCGAGAGCUGCCGGUGUGACGGUGAAUGUAAAUAAAAAUAGCUGUCAUAGAGAGCAGCCAAAGACGAUGACAUCGACGAAGACGGGUGGAAGCAGAGUGCGCAAUAGAAUCCGCCCAUCGUCGUCGUCGUCUAGUGUGAAAAGUGCAACGAUGAUGCUAGUGUUGGGAUUGGUGUUGCUUGUCGCCGCGACGCUGCAGCCAACGACCGCGGUUGGCAUUGAAAAAUCACCGAGUGCAGGUGUUGGUGCCAGCACACUGACCAAAGCUGGCGGCAGCGUGGUCAGUGCUCAUGCUGGUGGUGGUGCUAGUCAUCCAGAAGAAGAAGGCUAUGUUGGUGGUGAUGGUGUGAUUAAUCAUGAAAAUCAAAACAAGAAUGAAGAAUCAACGGUGAGUCCUGACGAAGCAGAAGCAGCAACAGCACCAACGCUGUCCAUUGUGAAGAGACAUCCAGCGUCGACAACGGCUCCUCCGGCGUUAGAUUCCGAUUUUCUAGGUAUGCCAUAUUUGGCGUUAUGGCAUCUUGAACAGGAACAGCCAACCGUAAAAAUCACCUGCCCGAGAUCGCACUUUACCUGCGGGGAUGGAAAAUGUAUACCCCAGCACUGGAAAUGUGAUACCUACGCCGACUGUACGGACGGAUCGGACGAAAUCGAUUGUGGUAAAGCCCACACAUGCAAGGAGGAGCAAUUUCAGUGCAAACUGACCAACAAAUGCAUCCCGCGGAGUUGGACCUGCGACGGGGAUGCCGACUGUGGAGUGGUGGAGCAGUUCCGUACCAUCGACGUGUCGGACGAGGACGCGGAACUGUGCCGCAGCUCGAAGCACUGUCUUCCAACGCAAACCGUUUGCAGCAACGGCAAGUGUUUAGAUAUAGAGAAAUUCUGCGACGGACUGUGGGACUGCUCGAACGACGAGCUGCGGUGUCCCAAGAACGACUCCUCGGAGUGCGAUGCCCUGAAGUGUUCCUACGACUGCCGGCAAACGCCGAACGGUCCAAAGUGUUUUUGUGCCAAAGGAAGUCAACCGAAUGGAAGUGUGUGCGAGGAUUUUGACGAGUGCAAGAUCGAGGGGAUUUGCGAUCAGACGUGUAAGAACCUUCCGGGAUCAUACAAGUGUACCUGCGCCAGUGGGUACGCCCGGAUCGACAACAAGUGCCUGGCUAUUAAUACUCCAAAGGAGGAACCAAUGUCCCUUCUCUUUGCCACAUCAGCUGAUGUGCAGAAAUUUCCUGUGAUCAACGGUACCGUCACAACCAAUGAAAGUUCACCUAGUAUAAAAUUGCCGUUCAAUAAUGUCCGAGCGUUGGAGAUGUAUCACCGCAAUCGAACGAUAUGCCUGAUUCGGUCAACACCGAACACCCGCUUCGAAUGCUACAAUGUGGACAAUGUGACCCAUACGUGGGAAAUGCCACUGCCAGACCUGUUUCCCAACAUCGAUUCCGUCGAUCAGGUCAGCAUAGAUUGGAUCUCCGGAAACUGGUACUUUCUGGAUGAUCAACGAGAAAUUAUCUUCGUCUGUUCGGCCCAGAUGCAACACUGCACGAUUAUCCUGGAAAAUGAUCUCAUGAAGCCUCGGGGGAUGGCUCUGGAUCCUACCGUGGGGUUUCUCUUCUUCACCAAAUGGGGUAAAUCGUUGGCCAGUGUGGAGCGGUCCUUUCUCGACGGGAGUAACCGAACGUCGAUCGUGCUGCAGAAGAUCGUUUAUCCCCAUGGGGUGGCGUUGGACCUAGCCUUGCAGCAUGCGUACUGGGUCGAUACCUAUUUGGAUUCGAUCGAACGGGUUGACUACGAUGGAAGCAAUCGGUGGUUUCUGAAGAAAUCUGCCAAUUUUAUGAUCAACCUUCAGUCCAUUCAUACGGUUAAUGUUUUCGAGUCAACGAUUUUUCUGGCCUCGUGGAAAAACCGAUCCAUAGUCGCGAUCGACAAGUUCACACCGGACGCAAAGCUGGUCACCACGGACAUUCCACGGGCAUUUCACCUGCACGUGUUUCACCGGCAGAAGCAACCAGAAACGGCACACCCUUGCCGGCGACAGAAUGGCGGUUGCGAUCAUCUGUGCAUUCCGGUGUGGAAGAAGUCGGUGGCCAUCGGGCUGUGCAUGUGCUCACCGGGCUAUCGGUUGAAGUCGAAAACGCAGUGCGUGCUAAUCAAGCGGCCAACGUUUCUCAUCUAUGCCAAAUCGAACCCCGGAAUGAUUCGUGGCAUUCCCCUGGGUUUUAAGUCACAGGAAGCCAUCGUACCGGUGUCGGAUCUCGGACGGGACAUCACAUUCGACUAUCACAUCGAGGACCAGCUGAUCUACUUUGCGCAUCACGAUAAAAUCCAAUCAAAAUUCUCCAUCGAGAGCCAAAAGCUGGACGGAAGCGGUCGGGAAAAGCUCUGGGAAGCGGAAGGUUCCUGCGACGGGCUGGCCUACGACUGGGUCGGCCAUAAUCUGUUCUACACCAACUCCGAACGGGGACGCAUCACGGUCCUCAAGUUGGGUGCAAAGCCAAUAGCUCACAUUCUGCUCAACGAUCUAGUCCGACCGCAGUCGAUCGUGCUGGAUCCGAAGAAGGGCAUGAUGUACUGGUCGUCGUGGGCUCCCAGAGAUGGCAAAAUCGAGUGGGCCUGGAUGGAUGGCAACCGGAGGGACACGCUCGCCGACGGACAUGUUCGACCGAUGAUCUGGCCCAGCGGACUGGUGCUGGAUCAGAUCCAGAAGCGACUGUACUGGUGUGACUCCCGGACGGGGUUGAUCGAGACUGUGACCUUGGAUGGGCAGGACCGAAGACUGCUGUAUGACGGGGAGGCGGGGAAUCAUUACCCGGUGGCGAUCGGAGUGUACAAAGAGCAGAUUUAUUUUUCAGACAGCGUGAAGGGCAACAUCGAGCGGUUCAAUGUGAGCAAUCCGAAUUCGACCGACACGAUCGCGGUAGUGAAACCGCGAUUGUUCGGGCUGAAGAUAUUCGACAACCUUACGCAGUACAAUGCCAACCAUCAGCAGUUGUGCGACAAUGGAUGUCCGGGAAUAUGCAUCAACACGCCAGUUCGUGCAGAAUGCGUCUGUGAGGAGUCGUUUGUGCUUAACGAAAAUCGUACCGAGUGCGUACAGUUGGCCACGGUUUUUAAAACUCCGAAGAAGUGCCCCAAUGCGACGGAUUUUCUGUGUAAAAACAGAGUCCAGUGCAUCGAUCAGAGGUUUACCUGCGAUGACGAUCGGGACUGUGAUGAUGGAAGUGACGAAGAGCAGACGCCGGAUGGACCGUGCAAUCCGAACUGCGAUCUGGAGCACAACUUCAAGUGCGAUGAUCAAAGGUGCAUCAAUAGGUCCCUGGUGUGCGACGGCACGGUGAACUGUAUCGACGAAACGGACGAAGACUACGUGAACUGCUCGAACGUGACCUGCAUCGACAACUUCUUCCAGUGCGAAACCAGUCGACGGUGCAUUCCGAAAACUUGGGUCUGCGAUCGUCAUCCGGACUGUGGUCCGUACGAUCUGUCCGAUGAACCGGCGCACUGCCAAAAGUGUGAAGAGUUUGAAUGCAAGAAUGGAGUUUGCAUCUCGUUCGAGCAGCUCUGCAAUGGAGAGAACGAUUGCGGUGACCACUCGGAUGAGGUUCAGUGCGACAUAGAGUGUAAAACGAAUGAGUUCUACUGCAGUCCGUACGGGUGUAUUGAUCGGUCGCAGAUGUGCGAUCCCAAGUUGAACUGCUUGAAUGCAUACGGUGGUUGCGAACACACGAUGAACGGCAGCAGUCUGAACGGGACGACUGUGGCUCCGGCUGGACCGGCCAAGACCGAAGAUGAAGUGGCAGCUCAAUGCAGGCAAGAGGUUCAACAGCUAUGUGGCAGUGAUCAAAAGUGUGUCGAUAAUUACAACAGGUUGUGUCAGAAUGUGACUUUUUCGGUAUACAACGAGACAACGGUUUGUCAGUAUCCCAACAGAACCUGUCUGGCAACGAAUACUUGUAUCAAUGUCGAUCAACUCUGUGACGGAAGAAUGGAUUGUCCGGACAAUAUGGACGAGGGAUUUCGUUGCAAGGAUCAACUUUGUGAUAAAGCCCCCAAGGAAUGUUCCCAUACUUGUCACAACGCACCGGAAGGCUUUGUGUGCUCCUGCCCGGAGCAUCUAUACCUACAGCCCAAUCUGAAAGAUUGUAAGGUAGACCAUGCUUGCGAACAUUGGGGCACAUGUUCGCAGGUUUGUACCCCCGAUGGAAAGCAUUACAGAUGCAGUUGCAAAGAAGGAUACACUUUGACAUUCGACAAGUUCACCUGCCGGAGCAAUAAUCCCGACGCGCCACACGUGAUCUUUAGCAAUCGACAGGAAAUUCGUGGUGUAGAUUUGAACACGCUGGCCGUGAAGAAUUUCUACACAUCACUGAGGAACACAAUCGCGCUGGAUUUUCUCUGGCGGAACGAUUCGAUUCAGGUCUUCUGGACGGACGUGAUCGAUGACAAGAUCUUUCGAGGAACGCUAACCGGAGACUCGUUGAGCAACGUGGAAGCCGUCGUUCAGUCUGGGCUGUCUACGGCUGAAGGACUGGCGGUGGAUUGGAUCGGAAUGAAUUUGUACUGGAUCGACAGCAACUUGGAUCAGAUCGAGGUUGCUAAGACCAACGGUAGCUACCGGAGAACUCUAGUUGCCGGGGACAUGGUUAAUCCUAGAGCGAUCGCAUUAGAUCCCAUGGAAGGACUACUCUUCUGGACGGAUUGGGAAGAAGGUGCUCCCAGGCUGGAACGAUGCACGAUGGCGGGUGAAGACCGCACCACGAUCAAGUAUGUCGGUUUGGACGGGGGUUGGCCCAACGGAAUAACCUUAGACUACGUCCUGAAACGAGUCUACUGGAUCGAUGCCCGCUCGGACUCGAUCCACACGAUAACCUACAACGGCAACAACCACCAUCUGGUCAUCAAAGAUCAGGAGGUCCUGUCGCAUCCUUUCAGCAUAACACUGUUCGACAACUACGUCUACUGGACCGACUGGCGAACCAAUUCGGUCAUCCGUGCUAACAAAUGGAACGGCACGGAGGUCACCGUCAUACAACGAACUCAAAGUCAACCCUUUGGUAUACAGAUUCUUCAUUCCAGCCGACAACCGAACGAUCAUUCCCACAAUCCGUGUGGGCAGAAUAACGGGGGAUGCUCGCACCUGUGCCUUCUCAGCGUCAAUCGGACUUUCCAGUGUGCCUGUCCGCAUGUGAUGCGACUGAACGGAAACAAGAAGCGUUGCAUUCCCAACGAAGAGAUCUUACUGUUUGUCAUGUCCACCGAGAUCCGAGGUGUGGAUCUGCAGCAACCCAAUCACUACACCAUUCCGACCAUCAGCCACCAGACGCAGGUGGUCCAGCCAGCAGUACUGGACUAUGACAUAUCGGCAACUCGACUCUAUUGGAACGAUGUGCAGUUAAAUGAAAUCAAGUCGUCGGACUUGGCGACGGGACCCAUCGAGACCAUCCUGGAUACGGACAUUGCCAAUUCGCUGGGUUUCGCGGUGGACUGGAUUACGAAACUGCUGUUCGUCUCCACGGGAACGGAAAGCAACAGCCGAAUUCUGGCGUGCAACAUGAAGGGGGAGUUUAUCACGGAGAUCCUGACGGAUCUGUCGCUGGUCAACUCGCUGGUUGUGAAUCCCUCCAAGGGAAUACUGUACUUUGCCACGACGAGCGAAUCACCGAAGCUGUACGAGAUGUACUCCAGCCGGAUGGACGGUUCGGAGAAGCAGUUGAUCAGCAAUUCGACCUUCUAUCCGAUGGAAAGCUUGGUCCUGGAUUUCGAAACGGAACGGCUGUACUACAUCACCGUUAAUAUGGGAGAGAUCUACUACUAUGACAUUGAAAGUGGCAAGAUCAUCAAAGUGCUCGCGUCGAUCGGUUCGCAUCCGAUCAGCACGAUGACCAUCUACCGAGAGCACAUCUACUUCGACGACGGGUUCGACAGCCGGAUCAUGCGCUGCAACAAGGACCUUUGCCAAAAUCCGGAAGCCGUGCGGAACAACACCGGAGGGGUUAAUGCGAUCCGGAUGUACCACCCGGGAGCGCAGAACGGUACCAAUUCGUGUCGCAAGACCAACGGAGGCGGUUGUCAACAUCUGUGCGUGCCGCUGUCGGCUCAGACGCACACCUGCAAGUGUGCUAUGGGUUAUCGACAGGAUGCAAACGAUGCGUCACGGUGCGUGGGGAUCGAAAAUUUCCUAAUGUACUCGAUUGGGCAUCAGCUGAAGGGAUUACCGGUGGGGAAGGCACUAAACCAAAAAGAAGUGGUGCUCGGACCGCUGCAGAAGAUCUCAUUGGCUACCAGUAUCGAUUAUCAUGCGAAAAGUGAUUUUGUUUAUAUUGCCGACAAUGAUCGGGGGUCGAUAACGAAGAUCAAGCGAGAUGGUAGCGAACGAUCGGUGAUUGUGAGUAAUUUUGAACAGGUGGUUGAUGGGAACUCGUUGGAUUGGCUGGGUGGAAUCGCGAUCGAUUGGGUGGCCGAUAAUAUCUACUGGACGGAUCAGAAGAGGAACCUUAUCGAGGUGGCGCGGUUGAAUGGGUCGAUGAGGUUCGUGGUGGCGUCGAACCUGGAGAGUCCACAGUUGAUCGCGGUUGACCCAAUUGGCGGAUAUAUAUUCUAUGCUGGAAAGGGCAAGAUCGGAAGGACCGGUUUGGACGGUACGGGGAAGUUUAUCCUUGUAAAUCAUACUUCCAUGAUUAGUGACCUGACAUUGGAUAUCGACAAUCAGGUUGUGUACUGGUGCGAGGUUCAAACGGACAGUAUCUGGAGAGUUGAUUACGAUGGAAAUAUGAAAAAUGUCCUGUUGAACAACACGCUGGACAACGUUCAGGCGUUGGAUUUAUACGAAGACAACAUUUUCUGGUCAGAUGUGCGAGGGAAUAUCAAGGUGGCAAAUGUGAGGAACAUCAACAACUUUUGGUCGCUGAUCGAGUCCGAGGGAAAUCCCAUGAAAGAUAUUAAAAUAUUCUCGUCCAAGAAGCAACAGAAAACCAACGCUUGCGGGAAAAACAAUGGCGGCUGCCAGCAUCUAUGUUUGUUCAACGGGACGCAUCCAAUUUGUGCUUGCUCACAUGGUAAAGUAUCAACAACGGACUUCAAAACCUGCGAACCGUACGAUAGUUUCCUAAUUUACUCGCGGGUUUCCGCAAUUGAGAGCAUCCAUUUGACCGAUUCUCACAAUCGUAAUGGUCCUAUCCCGGAGAUUCAAAACUCGACCUUCCUUAAAAACACGAUCGCCCUAACGUACGACUACGACCAAAACUUAAUCUACUAUUCGGACGUCGAGUACAGUUCAAUCAACUCUGUGUAUUUCAAUGGUUCACACCAUCGGCAGAUCAUCACCAAGCAGCUAACCGUCGAAGGUCUAGCGUUCAACCCCAUUACCAAGCACCUCUUCUGGACGUCGAACAACGAAGCCUCCAUCCGCUCGUUGGACAUGACCAAUAUAACCGCUGAUCCCAAAUCCAAUGCCGGUUUAGUUAAAGAGCUGAUCAAGCUUAAACCGACGGAUAAACCCCGAGGGAUCGCCGUUGAACCAUGUCUGGCCAUGAUUUACUGGACCAACUGGAACCCGCUGUCGGCGUCAAUUCAGCGAGCCUAUCCUUCCGGUUUCGGCUUGGAGAGCAUCAUCACCACAGACAUCCGAAUGCCGAACGCUAUCACACUGGACUACCAGGCAAAGAAGCUGUACUGGGCUGACGCUCGGUACGACAAAAUCGAACGUGCAGACUACGAUGGACGAAAUCGGGUAGUGCUAGCGCACUCAACACCGAAACAUCCCUUCGCGAUGGCCGUCUAUGGAGAUUUACUGUUUUGGACGGAUUGGAUCCUACACGCAGUGAUCCGGGCGAACAAGUACUCCGGAAGCGAUGUGCUAUGGUUGCGAAACGAUAUCGUCCGGCCGAUGGGCAUUGUAGCUGUGCAGAAGAUCGACCAAGACUGCAGUGCGGAUCCGUGCCGGAUACUGAACGGUGGCUGUGAGGAUGUGUGUAUGAUCGAUGCGGCUGGAAAGAUCCAGUGCAGCUGCACUCAAGGAGUUCUCGCAGCGGACGGACACCGAUGUGUUCCUCUGCUGUCGUCUCACUGUAAGGAAGAUGAAUUUAGCUGUUCGGCCGGAGGAUGCAUUCCGUUUUACCUGACGUGCGAUAAAAUCCCACACUGUAUAGACGAUUCGGACGAGGUGCCGAGUUUCUGCGCGACCCGGGUAUGUCCGAAAGGCUUCUUCCUGUGCUCGAACCGUCGUUGUAUUCCGGAGUCGCAGCGUUGCGAUGACAUCCAGAACUGUGGCGAUGGCAGUGACGAGGAACUUUGUCCGUGUGAUCCGGAAACAAAAUUUCGGUGCAACAAUGGACAGUGUAUAUUGAAAAAGCAUCACUGUGAUCACGAUCCGGAUUGUGUGGAUGCUUCAGAUGAGAUUGGUUGUCCAAAGGUGCGCAAUUGUACAGACGGAGACUUUCUGAACUGCCCGAACACUUCCGCUUGCUACAUGCCUUCGUGGGUUUGCGACGGAGAGAACGAUUGCUGGGAUAACAGCGACGAGCAAAACUGCAGCACUACAACCGUUCCAACCUGUCCGACGGAUAAGUUCCUGUGUGACAAUGGGCACUGUAUUCCACAGAACUGGCGCUGCGACAACGAAGAUGACUGUCUGGACGGUACGGUCACUAGCCUGAGCUCGGACGAGGUUAACUGCACGCGUCACUGCAAGUCAAAUCAGUUUCAGUGUUUGAAUUCUUCCGAGUGUAUUCCGAACAGCUGGCAGUGCGACAAUAAUCCGGACUGUGCCGAUGGAUCGGAUGAGGGAGAACACUGUCAGCAGCGAAAGUGCCCCGAUUGGGAGUUCCAGUGCCCAGGAAGUGGACGCUGUAUUCCUAAGAAGUGGGUUUGCGAUGGAGAAGUCGACUGUUUUUACGAUGGAUCGGAUGAGAAGGACUGUGACUCGAUGGAUCAUAGCUGCGAUCCGGAUUCAUUUACAUGUCAUAGUGGGGAGUGCAUCAGUAGAGUGUUUGUUUGCGACGGAGACACGGAUUGCGUAGAUGGAUCCGAUGAACCCAUUAACUGUACUGAAAGUAGCGUUGUGGUAACGUGCAAACCCGAGGAAUUCCGGUGCAAGAACCAAAAGUGUAUUCCGAAAAAUCUAACCUGCAACGUGAACAAUGAUUGCGAAGAUGGAUCGGAUGAGGACAUCCAGCUGUGCAAGAACACGACCCUGAUCUGUGCUGGUCCGGAACUAUUCCGUUGCGAAAGUGGAGGGUGCAUCACUAGUGGAAUGCUGUGCGACGGAGCUAACGAUUGCGGCGACUGGAGUGACGAGAAGUCGUGCAAGAUCAACGAAUGCGAACAGAUGCCGGAACUGUGUGCUCAUGCGUGCGAAGAUCGCGAAGUCGGCUAUGAGUGCACUUGUCGGCCCGGGUUCAAAGUUAACGUGAUCAAUAAGCAUCUUUGCGACGACAUAGACGAAUGCGUUGAUCGACCUUGCAGCCAAACCUGUAUCAAUUCCUACGGAUCGUACCACUGCUUAUGUCGCGAAGGUUACGUGAUGCGAGAAAAUGGAACAUGCAAAGCAAAUACCGUCGAAAAUGUGAAGCUGAUAUUCUCCAAUCGGUAUUACGUCCGAGAGGUAGAUCUCAAUGGAACCAUGUCCAUCCUGGCUCAUAACCUAUCGAAUGCGGUGGCGCUGGACUUUGACUGGGAAACAAAGUGCUACUAUUGGUCCGACGUGAAUUCGGUUAUCAGCUCCAUUAAACGCAUGUGUCUUAGUUCGAAUCGCACAGAAACCUUACACAAGUCCACUCUAAAGAACCCGGACGGCUUGGCGAUUGAUUGGGUCGCCCGGAAUCUCUACUGGUGCGACAAAAGUCUGGACACGAUUGAAAUCUCCAAACUGGACGGACGCUAUCGGAAGAUACUGAUUUCGGAUAACCUCCAGGAGCCGAGAGCGAUCGUACUGGAUCCCUUUCGCAGGAACUUGUACUGGACCGACUGGGGUGAUCAGCCGUACAUCGGUAAGGCAGGUAUGGAUGGAUCGAACCAAACCAUGCUAAUCAAGAACCAUCUCGGUUGGCCAAAUGCUCUGACGAUCAGCUUCGAGACGAACGAACUCUUCUGGGGUGAUGCCCGCGAAGAUUUCAUAGCCGUAAGUGAUCUGGAAGGUCGCAAUCGGAAGGUGGUACUCUACCGGGAUAUGCAUCCGAGCAUGAACCUGCAUCACAUCUUCGCCAUUGCCGUGUGGGAAGACCGGAUCUACUGGACCGAUUGGGAAACGAAAUCUAUCGAAUUCUGUCACAAGUAUCGAGGAGACAACUGCGGUACGUUGAUGAAGACGAUACAUCGACCCAUGGAUCUGAGAGUCUUCCAUCCUUAUCGGCAACGGAAACCGAUAGAGGACCCAUGCCUACUCGCUGGCUGCACUACACUGUGUCUUUUAUCGCCGGAAGCCCCAGGUUACAAGUGUGCCUGUCCGGAUAAUUUCAUCUUGGGGACAGACAACAAGACCUGCCUUCCGAACUGCUCGUCGGCUCAGUUCCAAUGCAAGACCACGUUCAAGUGUAUCCCUUACUACUGGAAGUGUGACAAACAGGAUGAUUGCGGUGACAACAGCGACGAACCGGAUGAUUGUCCGGCGUUUUCCUGCGAAUCGGGCCAGUUCCAGUGCGACAACAACAAAUGCAUUAGUCCGAGUUCGAUUUGCGACGGUCAGGAUCAGUGCGGUGACGAGUCGGAUGAAAAAGAUUGCGACGAUUAUGAGUGUUUCAGUUCGCAGUUCAAGUGCAGUCGAUCGAGUACGAAGAAUGCAUUUUGUUUGGAUGGACAUAAGCGUUGUGAUGGGACUCAGGAUUGUCCCAAUGGAGAGGACGAGGAUGGUUGCGAGGUGACGACCUGUGCCGAUCAUCAGUUCAAGUGUGGUUCGGGCAAAUGUAUCACCAAGGUUUGGGCUUGCGAUGGCGACAUUGACUGCACGGAUGGGUCGGACGAACGGGACUGCGGCGAGCGGACUUGUGGGGACAAUGAAUUCAGAUGUAAAAAGGGUCGCUGCAUCCCGAUGUCGUGGCGCUGUGACGGCGAGGAUGACUGUUCGGAUGGAGAAGACGAGAAGGAGAACUGCAAGCCACCGGAUGUGGUGACGUGUGAGGCGACCUACUUCCGGUGUAACAACUCCAAGUGCAUUCCCGGCCGGUGGCAGUGUGAUUACGAGAACGAUUGCGAGGAUAAUUCGGACGAGGUCAACUGCCGGAUGCGUAACUGUUCGGAGUCGGAAUUCCGCUGCCGGGAUGGAUAUUGCAUCAGGGGUAUUAGGAGGUGCGAUGGGGAGUACAACUGUGCCGAUCAUAGCGAUGAAGAAGAUUGCGACGUGAGCUGCAAGCCGGACGAGUUCAAGUGCAAGAGCCACAACAUGUGUGUGAGCACGAACUUGAUCUGCGAUGGUGACAACGACUGCAUCGAUGGAUCGGACGAGGAAAAAUGCGCCUGCCGUGACGACGAAUACCGAUGUGACAACGGCAAGUGCAUCCUCAAGAACUGGGUCUGCGAUGGAAUCGACGACUGUUUGGACCGAUCGGACGAAAAGUCCGAGUACUGCCAGGAGCAUGGAUGCAACAAACGUGCCUUCAAAUGUAGCAAUAGGAACUGCAUCCGUAAGGGGCUGAUGUGUGACAAUAAGGACGACUGUGGGGACAACAGCGACGAGAAGGGCAGUCUGUGCCACAAGUGUCCGCCGAAUUCGUUCCGCUGCAGUAGUGAUUCCAAAUGCAUUGCCAACGAGUUGCGAUGCGAUGGGCUGCCAAACUGUUUGGAUGAGUCGGAUGAGUUGGGCUGCCGGCGAUCGGAUUGUGGGUUCGGAUCGUGCAGUCAGAUUUGUUUGGUCAAGAAGGGACACUACAAUUGCCAGUGUGCAGCCGGCUAUCAGAAGGGACCGAAGCGAAACGAUACCUGUUUGGCGACGGAGGAAGGUGGUCUGUUGCUGGUUUCGUCCGAGUCAGAUUUCAGAAGCAUCUUUCUGGGUACGACGGUGAUGGGCUUCCUGCAGACAAAUUCCAUGAAGAUCGAUCGGUUCGAUUACUCAAUCACCAAGCACAACAUUACGCUAUUUUGGAUUGACAGUUUCGAUAAGAGCUUACAAAAGGUUCACAUGGACACUACCGUGAAGGUUGAAGAAUCGGCAGUAGCUCAGCAUAGUGUAUACCGUAGAAAUCUGCCACCGAGCGAUCGUAUCAAGACGUUAGAUGGCAAGCACUCGAUCGUUGUUCUGAAAGACCAGAAAGUCAUUCCCCUUGCGAUCGCUUGCGAUUGGCUGACGGAGCACAUCUACGUGAUCAAUAAGAAGCAGAGCAACAUCUUUGUGAUAACCUUUAACGGUACCAACCACACGACGUUGACAGCGACCGGAAAGCAUCCGAUCGACAUCGUGGUCGAUCCAAUUAAUCGAGUGAUGGUUUGGUCCAUUAUGGAGGCAAUCAUCCUGUCCGGAAUGGAUGGAUACAAAAAGCAGAAGCUGGUUCAGGCGAACAUCGAAUGGGCUUCGGGGUUGGCGAUUGAUCAGACCACGAAUCGGCUGUACUGGGCCGAUUACCGCAAGAGUACGAUCGAGACGUGUCUGCUGAUGACCGGCGGGGAUCGGCACGUUAUCAGCGAGAUGCACGACGUUUCGAAGCCAAAACUGUUGGACGUCUUCGAGGACACUGUCUAUGUGAUACUGUACAAUCAGAACAUUCUCCGGCUGAACAAGUUUGGACGGGACAACGGUACGGAGGUGUUCCAGGGCACGAGAGGAUACCGGUCGUCCGAUUUGCACUACAUUCAUCCGCUGAAGCAUAAUCGGAAAGCUGCCAACCCAUGUAGCAUGUACCCGUGCCACGAAUCGGCCGUAUGUCUACUGUCCAUCGAAGAGCCCCAGGGUCGAAGGUGUCUAUGUCCGGACAAUCACAAGGUCGCAAACCAAACGGCCCCGAUCGUUCAAUGCACGAAGGAAGCACCAAUGGAGUGCAAAUUGCCGUGCAAUUUCGGAACGUGCGUCAUCGAGAACGACCAGCAACGGUGCCAGUGUCCGCCGCUGUUCGACGGCAAGUACUGCGAGCACUACAUCUGUUCCGGAUACUGUAAGAAUCGGGGAGCGUGCUACAUCGUGAACAAUAACGAGCGCAAGUGUACCUGUCUGCCGCAGUGGACCGGAGAACAGUGUGAUAUUUCUACCGAGGCUUGCUUAAGCUACUGCCACAAUGGAGGUAACUGUUCGAUUUCGAACAACGGGAGCCUGUCGUGUAGCUGCCCGAAGGGCUACAGUGGCCCGCAGUGUGAACAAUGUUCAAAUCUCAGGUGCGAGAAUGGUGGCAUCUGUAGGAAAACGGCCACCGAUAAGGACCAGUGCGAGUGUCAAGAUGGAUUCAAUGGCCGCAGCUGUGAGAUCAACACCUGUGACAACUAUUGUCACAACGGAGGUCGAUGCACAAUAGAAAAGGGCCUUCCGAAAUGCAGUUGCCUGGAAACAACUUCCGGUGAUCGAUGUGAAAAUCUCGGUUGUAAGGAACUGUGCAGAAAUGGAGGUUUUUGCAUAUCCGGUAAGAACCCGUUCUGCAGCUGUCGAUCAAAUUACGAAGGCCCGUACUGUGAGAUCGAUAAUUGCGAACGUGUCCAAAAUCGACCGGACGAUUGCCCAGCGUUACGUUCAACUGUACCGACUUCGUGCGAACAUUUCAUCUGCAGCAACAGCGGUCACUGCAUGGAGGUUCGCGGAAAACCAAUCUGCAAUUGUACCAACCAGUACGGUGGCAAGCACUGCGAAAUGUACGUUGGCUACAACAAUCCGUGCAUUAACUACUGCUUGCACAGUGGCAUUUGCCAACUGGAUGCCUUCUCGGGAGCGAACGUGACGUACGUGCCGUCGUGCGUGUGUGUCGGCGAGUGGACCGGAACGCAGUGCGAGCGGCCACCGAACUGUAUCGACGAAUGCGGUACAUGUGUGGCCGGUAGUUCCAUCAAUGAAUGCAUGUGCGAGGACGGACAGCUCAGCACCUGUCUGAAGGAAAUCGCUCUCGCAGAACUGGAGAGCCGAGAUCGAACCGGUUACACGCUGUCCAUUUUAGCAAUUGUGCUAUUUGUGAUACUGAUAGCGGUAGCCGGCUUCGGAGGGGCUCUCUAUGGAUUGAAGAAACGAAGGGGUGGGCAACCAUUUUCACACGCUCGGCUGACGGAGAACGUGGAGAUCACCAAUCCCAUGUACCUGGGUGAUGUGGAAGAGGUGCCGUCGUUUGUACACGAGGAUGAUAAGGCCCACUUUGCCAAUCCCGUGUACGACUCGAUGUACGCCGGCGGGGUGAACGUGCACGCCGAUUCGUCGUCGAUACCGGGCAACAGCAACCAUCCGCUGUUGAAUGUGUCCGGCUCGGCCCCGGAGGAGAAGAAGGGCCUGCUCCAGCACACUCUGGACGAUUCAAGCGCGCAGGACUUGUUAUGAUAUCGGUUGAAAAAAUAGUAGCAGUUGCGAUUCUAGAGGGGAGGUGAUCUCAUACUUCUCUCUAGAGCAGCACGUGGCUACUUGGAAUCGAAAUCGAAGCCAGUUUUUUUGGUAGAAGUAAGUGUAUGUUUCUCUCAUUAUUGCCUAGAAUAAGCGAGUUGAUUUCGUUGCGUAACGAUGGAACGGAAUAGUAGUCAUUUUUAGUUGUUAGACAUUGUUUGUGAACAGAAAAAAAAACUCCCGUACGCAAUGGAUUUGUAGAUAAUCUGUAGCUCAUACUCAUAAUUUUAUGUUCUAUUUUGUGAAAAGUUAAACAGUUGAAGAUCUCGCGAAUCAUGUUCAGUCAAGCGAGCGAGAGUAGAUU